CAGUCAGUUAGAUUCCAGCCUGCAAAGUAUUGGAAUCCAAACUCUAUACAACAGUGGAUAGAUACCGCCUACGACGAGUCGGAUGUAUAUAUAAAGUAUCAAAAGGAGAAGGAAGAAGAGGAGUUACAACAAAAGAAUAACUCAAUGAAUACAGAUGAUGAUAAUAAUAACAACAAUAACAACAACAUCAACAACAACAACAUUAACAACAACACAAACAAUAUAAAUAAUACGAAUAAUAUGAAUAAUAACAAUGUUGAUGAUCAUAAGAUGGGGAACUUCGAGCGUCAU
This is a messenger RNA of Acytostelium subglobosum LB1, 291 nucleotides long. RefSeq lists its product as hypothetical. The record is from RefSeq and is a predicted model, not a curated record. Lineage: Eukaryota; Evosea; Eumycetozoa; Acytosteliales; Acytosteliaceae. The transcript has a single exon. The annotation marks the transcript as partial.